UCCAUUUUUAGCAGAUAAUUGUGCGGCAGACGGUAGUUUUAACGGACGUGGUUGAACUGUGGCCUUCAGGAAACGAUUUUCCACUCUUUGUUUUAUAGCAGAUUUAUAGCAACAGAAAUGUCAUGAAAUGUCAAAAUGGAACAAUAGCCCGGUACUUACAUACGUUCUGCGUGCCGGUCGACACGAGAUUUUGUGAAAUACAUCAUUCUUUGGUGAGCAGUUGAAGCUAACGUUGUGCUAUUGUUGCUAAAAGUAAUUAUUGCGGCAUAAUUUUUAAAAAUGUUGUGUCCUGAAUCGUGGAAUUUACCCAUUCCUUCAUACCGAAUCGAAAACGGUGAAAACGCGAAAUGGACGAAGUCCAAAAUCGACUCAAAAGUUCGAAAAGAUGUAGAUGCACAGCAGCUUAAUCGUUCGCUCUGUAUCGUAAUUCCCGCCAACGAGCCACAGUUUGUUAGCGAACUCGCACAUUUCUUGUCGAAUAAAACAUUACUCUUGGUGCGGCAGCUACCAUUGCACGAGAUACUAGAGAAAGAGUUCAUAGAAGCAUUUGUCAAACGUGGUAAGCUGUAUGCAGUAACCAAGAAAGCUAAAUUAGAGACCGACAAUUGUGCAGCCAUAACUGCAGACGGAGAACUUAUGAUGAGCUUGAACAAAGAAACGUAUGAAUGCCUGGAAACCAAACUAAGCUCCAACUUACGUUCACGGACGGGUGAAAAAUAUUUGAUAAAAAUCGACCUAAAAUCAUCAACGGCUAUCAACUGUAUUAAAAAUACAACACUUGCCUUUGACAUGAUAUUACGAUGGGUUCCUCCAAGCAUUGAAGAAUUGAAGCUGGCCAAUAACAGCGAUUUACGUGUUAGUUGCACCUCAAUCGAAAAAUAUCUGAGCGGUUUCCGCGGGCUUACAGUUGAGCGUUUUCCUAUGAAUUACAAAACAAUAACACGUAACGACGAGGCAAUUCCAUUGCUGAAUUUAUCACGCAACGAGCCUGCUCCUGCCAACGGCCAAAACUAUUGCACGUAUGACGAACUGCUGGAAUAUAUCGGACUGCUUGUGCUAGACUGCGAAUUAGAACCGGUGGAAUAUCUCAGCAACUACAUGGUGGAUGGUUGUCACCGCAAAACCGAAACCACUUCUAUUUUGUACGCACAAGGACUUUUUACGCCAGACGACAUUGCAUGCUUUAUCGAUCAGUUGAUUGAACUGGUAAACGAAUGCGGUGGCAUUCCUUGGGUUGCGCUGCAUGCCCAGGGCUUCUCAAAUGUACCUCUCCGUGAAGCCGCCGCCAGCGAGUCUGGGUUAUACUGGAAUCAUGAUAGCUCAUAUACGGCAGUAAUAACCGACCAGGAGCAGAUGCUGUGGAGUAAUGUGCAAGGUCGCAGUUCUUAAUUUCAUUUGAAAGCGGAUUUAUUAUAUUUUCAUUAAUUAAUUCAUUAAUCCAUUACAAACAUACAGCAGUUGCUGUUGAUUUAAAUUCUAAACAUG
Messenger RNA from Anopheles nili, 1485 nucleotides. RefSeq names its product ribonuclease P protein subunit p40-like. Gene Ontology annotation, biological process: tRNA 5'-leader removal; endonucleolytic cleavage in ITS1 to separate SSU-rRNA from 5.8S rRNA and LSU-rRNA from tricistronic rRNA transcript (SSU-rRNA, 5.8S rRNA, LSU-rRNA); tRNA 3'-end processing. Gene Ontology annotation, cellular component: ribonuclease MRP complex; multimeric ribonuclease P complex. The coding region runs from base 280 to 1389 and encodes 369 amino acids. The record is from RefSeq and is a predicted model, not a curated record. Gene Ontology annotation, molecular function: ribonuclease P activity; ribonuclease MRP activity. Lineage: Eukaryota; Metazoa; Arthropoda; Insecta; Diptera; Culicidae. The transcript has 4 exons.